Herpailurus yagouaroundi (jaguarundi) is the source of this 11100-nucleotide messenger RNA. It is a transcript of the gene INO80D, whose product is annotated as INO80 complex subunit D. The coding region runs from base 332 to 3421 and encodes 1029 amino acids. The record is from RefSeq and is a predicted model, not a curated record. Gene Ontology annotation, cellular component: nucleus. Lineage: Eukaryota; Metazoa; Chordata; Mammalia; Carnivora; Felidae. The transcript is spliced from 11 exons.
AUCUGUCAGCCCGGCCGAGGGAAAAGGGGGGAAGGAGAAAAAAAAAAAGCAGCUGAAAGGUAAGCAGAGGCGGCCCCAGGCCCGGCCCACAUCCCCGGGCUCCCGUAGGGCGGCGGGCAGGGCCGCGCAGGCAGGGCGGGCGGCGAGCGCGCUUACGUGAGGCCGGGGAUCCGCCGGCCCGCGUCAGGCCCCGGGCAGAGAAUGAAAGGACAAUCUGCUUCAUCUUGAUUCUGCAGCAUUCCAAACUGUGGUAUCCUUGGGGUUCUCUUAACAUUGCUAUGGUGCAGAAGAUUUAAAAUCAGCUGAUGUUCACAAGGAAUAGAGUCACGUGAUGUAUGAAGGGAAACAUAUACACUUCUCUGAGGUUGACAAUAAGCCCUUGUGCUCAUAUAGCCCCAAACUGUGCAAGCAGCGGCGACUCAACGGCUACGCUUUCUGUAUCAGACACGUUCUGGAGGACAAGACUGCCCCCUUCAAGCAAUGUGAAUAUGUGGCCAAAUAUAACAGCCAACGCUGCACCAACCCAAUCCCCAAAUCAGAGGAUCGUAGGUACUGCAACAGCCACUUGCAGGUACUUGGCUUUAUCCCGAAAAAAGAGAGGAAGAAAAAGAAUGAUCCUAUAGAUGAGGUAAAGGUCAGGCACCAGAUGGAUACCAUGGCUUUCAGCCUGACGGUGCCCACGCUGGCCUUGAAGAUGCCCAAUGGACUGGAUGGAAUGUCCCUCUCUCCGCCCGGGGCUAGGGUCCCUCUCCACUACCUGGAAACCGAGUUGGAAGACCCGUUUGCUUUCAACGAGGAAGAUGAUGACCUAAAGAAAGGGGCAACUGUGAGAAAGAAGUUGCAGAGCAAGUUGGCCCAGAAUCGGCAGCGCCAGAGAGAGACCGAGAUUUUAAAAGUUCGACAAGAGCACUUUAGUCCCCCUCCUGCACCUUCACAGCAGCAGCCCCCGCAGCAGCACCCCCACCCGUCACCCUCCCCCACUUCUUUAAAACCUCCGGCGCCGCCGCCACCGCAGGGUUUCGUCUGCAAGUCCCCUCCACCUCCGAACACCAGCCUACCACUGCAGGGAGUGGCCCCCACCACACACACUAUAGCACAAGCAAGGCAGUCGUCUCACAAGAGGCCGCUGCCCCUCCUGCCCUCCGGCAGGGCGCCCGCCUCGGACCCGCCCAGCACUGAUCGGGUCCUUAUGAAAGCCACAGCCUUCUCUCCACACUUCUCCUGCAUCAGCCGACUGCAGAGACUGGUGAGACUGUGCACCCAGAAACAUCAGCUGGACACUGAUCUGUUCCCCCAUCUAGGGUUGGACUGGUCGGAAGAGAGCGGAGAGGAACCGGAGGACUCUGAGCAGGCCUCGCCAUACCAGGUGGCAUGGUCCAUCCGAGAAACCCUCAGAUAUGAAAGACACACGUCAGAUGACGAUGAUACGGAGAGUAGGAGCUCCAGGGUGACCCAACUUUGCACUUACUUUCAGCAGAAAUAUAAGCACCUCUGCCGCCUGGAGCGGGCAGAAUCUCGUCAAAAGAAAUGCCGGCACACGUUUAGGAAAGCCUUGCUGCAGGCGGCCAGCAGAGAACCCGAGUGUACCGGUCAGUUAAUCCAGGAACUGCAGAGAGCUGCGUGCAGCCGAACCAGCAUAAGCCGGACCAAGUUGAGGGAGGUGGAACCAGCAGCAUGCAGUGGAACCGUGAAGGGUGAACAGUGCCCUAACAAAGCCCUUCCAUUCACCAGACAUUGUUUCCAACAUAUCCUCUUGAACCGCUCUCAGCAGCUUUUCUCAAGUUGCACGGCCAAGUUUGCAGACGGACAGCAGUGCUCUGUGCCCGUGUUUGACAUUACACACCAGACCCCUCUGUGUGAAGAACAUGCCAAAAAAAUGGAUAAUUUCUUGAGAGGAGAUAGCUCCCGUAAAGUUCAGCACCAGCAGCAGAGGAAACCCAGGAAAAAAACCAAGCCUCCUGCACUUACCAAAAAACACAAGAAGAAGAGACGGCGUGGACCUCGUCGACCCCAAAAACCCAUUCCCCCUGCAGUCCCCCAAGGGAACCUCAGCAUGCCCACCAGCGUCUCACUGCCAGUGGAGACCACUCAGAUCCGGAGCCCAUCCACGCCGGAGCUGAGUGCUGAUGAAUUGCCGGACGACAUUGCCAAUGAGAUCACUGACAUUCCACAUGACUUGGAAUUGAACCAGGAGGACUUUUCAGACGUCCUGCCACGGCUGCCUGAUGACUUACAAGAUUUUGAUUUUUUUGAAGGAAAGAACGGAGACCUUCUUCCAACUACCGAAGAGGCCGAGGAACUUGAGCGGGCCUUGCAGGCUGUCACUUCUCUUGAGUGCCUGAGUACCAUUGGGGUACUUACCCAGUCAGAUGGUGUGCCAGUCCAGGAGCUGUCAGAGAGAGGAAUAGGGGUGUUCUCCACAGGUACUGGAGCUUCAGGAAUUCAGUCCUUGAGCCGAGAAGUAAACACAGACCUAGGGGAGCUACUGAAUGGGCGCAUAGUACAUGAUAAUUUUUCUAGUCUAGAGCUGGAUGAGAACCUGCUCCGUUCUGCUACCUUGUCUAACCCACCUACACCCCUGGCAGGGCAGAUCCAAGGGCAGUUCUCUGCCCCAGCCAACGUCGGCCUUACUUCUGCCACUCUGAUCAGCCAGAGUGCACUUGGGGAGAGAGCCUUCCCAGGACAGUUUCAUGGACUACAUGAUGGCAGCCAUGCCUCCCAGAGGCCACAUCCUGCCCAGCUGCUGAGCAAGGCAGAUGACCUAAUCACCUCACGACAGCAAUACAGCAGUGAUCAUUCACACUCCUCGCCCCAUGGAAGCCAUUAUGAUAGUGAGCACGUGCCGUCUCCCUACAGUGACCAUAUCACCUCUCCCCACACAACAUCUUACUCUGGUGAUAAUAUGGCAGCUACCUUUUCAGCAGAGAUGCCCAUCAUGGCGCAGCACUUGCUCCCAACCCAACUCGAGGUGCCACUUGGAGGAGUCGUGAACCCCAGAACUCACUGGGGCAAUCUCCCUGUCAACCUUGGAGAUCCCUCUCCAUUUAGCAACCUUCUUGGCGCAGAUGGACAUCUUCUUUCCACUUCCCUAUCCACGCCACCCACCACUUCGAACUCAGAGACCACACAGCCUGCCUUCGCCACCGUGACCCCCAGCAGCUCCAGCGUGCUUCCGGGGUUACCGCAGACCAGCUUCAGUGGCAUGGGGCCUUCUGCUGAACUCAUGGCCUCCACCUCUCCCAAGCAGCAACUCCCUCAGUUCAGCGCAGCCUUCGGCCACCAGCUGAGUUCUCACAGUGGCAUUCCUAAGGACCUGCAGCCCAGCCACAGCUCUAUAGCCCCUCCUACAGGCUUCACGGUAACAGGUGCCACAGCUACAAGUACCAAUAAUGCAUCUUCUCCCUUUACUUCCCCUAACUGAGCGUGUCUGUGUGUUUGCAGGCAGGUGGGGAACCUGGUGUUUUCUAUCUUUGUUUCCUGUUGAUCAUCCCUUUCCCCUUUUCCUAAAGAAGAUUUUAAAAAUAACAGAUGGGGACUAGAGGGGAACUCCUUUUUCCAGUUAAACAAGUAACCCUGCAGUGGACCUCGCUUCAGUGUUCACAUGUGCUCCUUUGCACUGGUGCUCAUUCCCUCCCGGCGGGUUCACUCUUACCCCAGUGGUUUCCUUAGUGGCUCAGCACAGUGACUGGAUAGAAUUGAUUUUUAGCAGCAAGUCCUAGAAGUGGAAGAUACCUCAGAUUACCAGUGCCCUUUACUAUUUCCUAGUAUUCAGAUCAAUGCUUUCCAUUCUAUUACCAGGUCUUUACAGAGGUGGUUCUAGAUAGAAUGGUCCUGUUCAUCGAGUUCCUGUGUAAGAGACAGCAAAUGGUGUGUAGGGACAGAUCAAGGCUCUGACUUAGCACCAACUGCUAAACACCGCACGAGGCCAGGAUUCCAUUCCUAAUUGUGAUCAUGUUCAAUUAAAAAGAAAAACAUUAUUAGUCUUUUGACCGCCUGUGUGAAUGUGUGCGCCCAUGUGUGUGUUUUUGUGCAGGGCAGGAAGCAGCUGUCCCAUGGUUGUUCUUUUUCUUUCUUUCUUUCUGUUUUUUUUUUCUUUCCUAACGAGUAUAAUAAGGCUCUUACUUCUCCUUUCCCACGUCUCACAACCCUAAUAAGGUUGGUCAUCCUUUCCCACCGAAUUAACGAAGUUUCCCAAAUAGAGAGGGUGGUGGUCUGGUGACGUGAAUUGUACAACCCUCUUCCCCUAAGUUAUCCAAGAACACGAGAAGCUGAAUUCAUGUCAGGGCCGUGGGGAUGUCACAAAAAGCAUGGAGUGACUGCAGGGUUGCUGAGAUUCUGAGGUCUGGUGGUUAUUUUGCCUUUUCAGACAGGUGUUUGUUUCUCCAUCCUCUCUCAUGGAAUACAUUCACGAGAUGUAAUUAAAGACCAUAUUUUGAUGUGAAAAGCAGGCUAGGUCAGAUACGUUUGGAAAGAUGGAGUCUCCGAACUCCUUGGUCCAUCUUUUACUUUUGAAUUUUUCAUGUUUACAGUAGUGAUUCUUUGGUAAGAGUUGUAAAAUGUUGAAGACACUUGUAGAAUCAAUGUGCCAGUUGUGAAGUGACGUGUAAUAUCUGAAGGAUACACAUUUUAAAGUUUCUUUCAAAGCAGAAUAUGGAAAUUAGACCUAAAUUUUACCUACCCUGUUGGUACUUUUAAAACAAUUUAAGUACUUAGAUUUAAGCUGCAGAAUUUUUUUUAAAGUACCGAGAUUUUAGGGUUGAAAAUUAUAUUGGGUAGUUUAGUAAGUUGGUGACUAUGGAAAUGAAUAUGUGAGGUUUCUUUUUACCUGCCUUCUCCCCUGCCCCCUUCCCAAGGGUGGAACUAGAUUUUAAAGUCAUCUGUACUCUUCUGCUUUUGCUGAGAAGUUUCACCAUCCCCUGAGAUACCAUUGGCUAUUUAUACCUGAGUCUAGUCUAAUUUACAUAUAUAUAUUUUAAAAGAUGAGUAGAGAGAACAUAUCUAUUAAUGAUGUGAUAUAAUAAUUCAUUGGUCAGGGAAUAUUUGAUCUGAAUUCCUUUUCAAUAGGUAAAGAUUUGGAUGUAUUUUCCUACUUCCUAUAUGUAUUCUCUUUAUGCCAUGCUAAUUCUAACCAGUUCCCUUCUUUUGAAAGCUUUUCUUUCUCUGCUUUUUAAAGGAAUGAUGGUGAUCAGCAGGCAUUAUGCAGAUGCCAUGCGCCUGAGGUUAUGGAGGGGAAAUGUCCCAUGACUGUAUGAAAUCAUUAUAUGCCCUAUUUUGUAUUUAUUGAAGUUUCUUUUUUGUGGGCCAAAAAUAUGUUUGUAAUAUAUUUAGUUUUUUUUUAAUCAUGAUAAUUGAUUGGAAGAUUUAUUUUUUAAUAGCUUUGCCUUUUUUGCAGAUUGAGAAAUUUCUAAAUUAUAAAUUAUGUCACAAAGCAAAAUUAUAUUUGGUAUCACCAUAAAUUUCUAUUCUGAACGGUGAGAGCAGAUAAUUUGAAUAUUUCUCACCUGUGAACCUAUGUUAGUAAGCUUUUUUAUUUUAAUGUACUGUAAUGAAAUGAUGAUGAGUAGUUACCUCUGCUCAGAAGUGUCAUUUAGUUUGCUCCAGUCGUUUCGCCUCCCAUUCUAAUCCUCGCCGGAUAACUGUCCAUUCCCAGCAAUUUGGUCUAGUCUCCAUCGUGUACUAAUCCAAGGUUGUACCAGAGCAGGACACUAUCUUAUCGGCCCCCUUCUUUGACAGCAAAUGGAAAGUCAUGGGGAGUCGGUUUGAACUUUUCUGGCUAUUUGUCCCUCGUGGUAGCUGCUUAAAAUUCUUCAGUUAUCAAAACUGAGUUUGCAGUAAGUUGCACAUUUUAUUGUUCGCAAUUUUCUGUUUUGUGUGCAUUUAAAAGCCCUUUCCUGCUUUCUAAUAAGGAGGCACGAAAUGAUCAGGAAUGUUGCCAGUUACAGCUUCACACCAAAAACUUUUGAGUAAAUUCAUUUUUGUUUAGACGCCCACAGUGAUAGCUGAAGAAAGGGCACCCGUAGAAAGUACCAGUGUAGGUUUGAGGAAUUAGCAAAAAACAAAUUUGUCCUCUCAUUUCAUCUACUGCAAAACAAAUAUCCAAGCUUGCAAUUUGCUUUGCCUUUGCGGUUUCUUGCAAGUCCCUUUUUGGAAGACAGAAGAACAUCUGUGAACCCAGAGACACCUGUUAACGUUUUUCUUUUAGCUGAUAUAGAGCAAUUCUCGUCUAUCAGUAGUAGGUUUGCUGUUAAUGUGUAGAGGAAGGAAUGAAUUGUCUUUUCCUCCAGAAACAGGAAAAUUAGUGUCUUUUAAAUAGCACUUACACUAUACUAUAAUAAGGCAAUACUGGAAUCAAAAACAGAUUGUAUGUAAGGUCCUAAUUAGGUGGAAGCUAGCUUUUUAUUCUAGGGUGAAACUCAUCAGAAAUAGUGGCAGAGAAGGGUCACUCUAUUUCUGCAGUUCUUUGGGACCAUUUAUAAAGGCCAGUUAGAUUGUGUUAAUGUGAUUUAAUUUACAGAGUUGCUGCAGUUAAUGGAUACAUUCUGUGCUCUGAGAAUCUGAAGUCCAUUCUAACGAAUGAUACUCACUGGCUGUGAUCUAUAGCAUCCGAAGAAAAGAUGUGUUUUCUCUCCUUUACUCUCUCUACAUAAUUGUUAAUAUUAUUUUAAUUAAAGUACUUAAGACAUUGUUUUUUUCUCUGUAAAAAUGGCUUAGUAAUUUGCACAUCUGCGUAGGUUAUGUAGCUAGUAACAAUUCACAAUAGUAAAUAGCAAUUACACUUAACCCACCAAAUGACAGACUAUGCAAUGGAAAAAUUUUGUAAUUAUCGUCACAAAGCUUAUAUGGUGAAGGAUUUUUUUUUUUUUUUCCCUCUAGUAACCUACCACGUGAGAUAGAACUGCUUUAUAAGUGACUUCCUGAGCAAUUUCAUGCUGGCAGGCAGUGCGGUGUGUCUAGUGUCCCUCCAUGAAAAGAUUAUAAUUUCAUAAGAAGCAAAUAGUAGGUAUGGAGAUAAAGUUGGAAGAUGUGUUUCUUUGUUUUCUUUUCCUUAAGAUUGUAGUUACUGUCUUGAGUGGUGUCAGGCUAAAGAAAGCUAAUCCUUUAUCUUUGCCAAAUAAUUAUUUAUAAGAUUUAUUUCUUCAAUAAGCCCAUUUAUUUCUUCGAUAAGCCCAAUGUCUCAACUGCGAGCUAAGCCUCCUUACUUUCUGUGACUAACACUAAAAGCUAUUCCUUAUCAGAGCUCGUUCUCAGGCCACCAUCGCAACCCAGAGGCAAAGACAGUGCUUUGAUUUGGAAGGAAACGGUGUCUGUGAUAUGUGCCCGAUCUGUAAGCUUUCUUCUUAGGUGAAAGAAUUUCUGUUUCUGUUGACCAAUAUACCAUUCAGUUUUUUGUGUUUUAAGUAGGCUCCACACCCAACAUGGGGCUCGAACUCACAACCCUGAGAACACAAGUCGCAUAUUCUACCGACUGAGCCAACCAAGCACACCCCCUUCCAUUCAGUUCGUUGUAACUUGCGCCCUUACGUUUGUCGUCCUCCCUGCCCCCGUGCGAGGGGUUCUGGGGCUGUGUCAGCAGUGUUUGAGGCGGUCGCCCUUUCUCCGAGUUAGUUCAGUAGGUUGUUGUGGACUGGUAUUGCAAAAAGAUGAAGAUAUUGAUAACACUAAACUAAUUAUUUAAUCAGUUUCGACUGCAUUUGAAAAAUUUUUUUUAGGUAGCUAGUUUUCAGGUUCUUCAACCUCUUUCUUUUUAGCCUUUUAACACUCUACUAAGUUGUGUUUUUAAUCUGUUUUAUGUGGAAUAAUCUGAUCCAGUGGUCUUCUAAAUGGUCAACAGAACUCUGCAGUUGAAUGAGGCAGUUUAAAGGAUUCCUUAAAAGAAAAUGUAGUCAUACUGAACAGUCUUCAUCUGUAUCUUUUAAACCUACACUAACACCUACCACUCCAAGGAUUUUUUUUCCCGAUGAGAAAUACAUUUCUUGGUGAGGUGGGAGGUAGAAGUAUACAUGUGAUAGAACAUCGAUUUUUUUUCCCCCCCUCUCGCAAUACAUUGAAAAUACAGACUCUUCACUGGCAUUCUAUAGAAAGGUAAAACAGUUUAAUGACUUCUUAAUAUCUUGAGCCUUAUAAGCGUUCCAGUAUCAUACCCUGGAGGGAACAAGAAUCCAUGUUUAGUAGAUUAAAGUAACAUUUUAAAUGCUAUCUUUCAAAAAAUUUGACAUAAAAUACCAGUGAAGAACAUAUUUGGGUAUCUGUUAAGCAUUUCCCCCUGACUAGUGAGUUAGGAAAGAAAACCUAAAACACAAGUGAAUAAUUCUGUCUCCUAGUAGCCAGUGUCAUUAAUGCAAAAAUUGCGGGGCCGACUUAGCCUCAUUUCUCAAUAGCAAAAAUUCUCGUUCCCUUCACCUCUGAUUUCUGUCAGCUUUCCCCUCUCUGCACUGUGAUCAACAGAGCCAAUAAAGGACACGUGGCAUUUCGGAGAGAGAGCAAAUUUGGUGUGACUUUCUUGACCAUAAACUAGGUUCCCAAGUCUUGGGGAUGUCUGACUACUUUGAGUGGCGGAGUUUUUUGGUGAUCUAAAGUUGAGUCUGAAAAAGAAUGUUGCAAGAGAAAAGCUUUCUAACUCUUGGUAAGCUCUGUAGGGCAGCCCAGCUUUCCUCCCCUCUUCCCUCCUGCCUGCCUGCCUCCGCCUGCCCCCGGUUCUCAAGUAUGCACACGUACAGCCUGAUCUGUCCUGAUCGUGGCCUGAGAGUACUAGAAGCUGCCUCUUGCACUUGUUCGUUUGUUCUUACUUGUGUGUUUAAGCUGGGACCACUGAAGUAAGCUCUAGAUGCACCCAAAGUUCCCCUUGGAAAAAAUGUCAGUAUGCAGUGCGGAAGGUUCCAGUGCAGCUAGACGCCACACCAUUGCUUUUGCUCGGGGACUAGACUGAUUUGCCCUGAAAGGACUCCACCCUGCCUGGUUCGGGCCCAGUGGGCUCCAGCAGAUUAGCGUGGAAGUGACAGGAAAUCUGGUGCUUGGAACAUUGUCUUCAUCUGCUCAGAAGGGUUGGAAUCAGUUCCUCGGCACAGUGAUCGUUCUUUUCGCUGUACAGUGUUGAGUAUGUCUCAGGGAUUCCUUGUGGAAAUUAGGGCAGUUUUUAAAAUAAGAAAAUAGUUUUAAAAGAAACUAAAGGUGACUCACCAUUGAAGAGAGCGCAAGAAAGAGAAAACAUUUGCUUUCAUAGCCCGCCGUGUCUUGCGUAGGACUCUUCCUUUUCUCCUGCAGGCUCUCCUCCGCUUCAGCAAACAGUCCUUUCCCACCACGCACAGCUUUAAAAGUUUUAUUUAAAAAUUUCCUUCCCCGAUGAGCUUUCAGAAUACUUAUUGUAGAUUUUAAGAGAAAAGGUAUAUUAAUUUAUACUAUUAACAUCACCUCAUAAAUUAUAAGUUUUAUACUAAAGCUGUAUUGAGUGUAAUGAAUUAUGUUGCCUAUGUGUUUUAAUAGCUUAAAAAAUUAUAUAUGAGCUUUUUUUUUUUUUUUUUUUUUUUUUUUUGACAAAACAAACUAGUGAAGCACCUUUUUACACUGGAUCUCUGCCGUGUCAAGGUGUAUAGCUAUCCUUUGCUACCUUGCAGAUAUAUAAAAUAAAAGGAUAUCCUGGGGCCUCAAAACGUAGAACACCUUUAGACCAUUUAUUACUGCUCAUAGAACUGUUGGGCGUCGUGUUUCUUUAGUAACUGAUCUGUGGUUUACACUUCAGAUGGCUAGAAGCUUAGUUACAGGGUAAAUAGAAAUACAUAGAUCAAGCAAAGCUCCCAACUACUGUAGCUGGAAUUUGUAAACUUAAGUUUUUAAGACCUCCUUUAUUUCCUAUGGAUUUAUUCUUUAAUUUACAGUUUAUUCUGUAAGUUGGGAAGUAAAAUAGAGAAAAUAAUAAGUCUAGAUGUUCUCAGUGUCUUAUUCAGGAACUUUUUAUCCCUCCUCACUAAGGAAUUCCCACUGUGACUUAAAAAUAGAAUUAAAUUACUCGUGUGCAUGUCUCUGUCUGUGUUUUUACGCACAUGCAAAAAUAUACAUUGGGGGGGCACGUGUGUGGGAGAGGUGAAUGUGUGCUUAGGUGAAAAUAGAGGAAGGUAACAGAAUGUAUUGUAGAAAUAUGACUAUUUAGAGGGGGCUAUCAGAGUUAUUUUCUCUUUGUCUCCGUAGUAUAAAUACACCAAAUUCUUCAUUAUGCUAUCUUAUGUUAAAAGGCUAUCUCUGAUAUCAUGUGCAUUUUCUUUUAACUUUUGAUUAACUUAUAUAUUACGCUAUGUUUUUAAAAUGACGUGAGAAACAGCAGGUUCUAAGACCAGCCUCUCACCUUUGAGCAUAAAAAUUAGAGAGAGAGAGAAAGAGAGAGAGAGAGAGAGAGAGAGAGAGAUGCAAACCCAGACGUGAGCUGUGUUUAUCUACUGGGGUGAUGGGACCAGAUCCGUUGAACCUUUCUUUAUGUUAAUAAUAGAUCUCUUCAUAUUCUGAGUUAGAAAAUCUUGAACAUCUUUUCUUGGUAAAGUUAAGGAAAGUAUAGGCUCUUUUUAAAGAAUGCCAUUUUUUGAAGGGACUGCUUUGUUGAAAGAGUUGGUGGGAUCAUUUCACCAUGCAUAUUUCAAAGCUGGGAUGAUUUUAGUUAUCUCCAAAAAUCAAAAAAAAAAAAUUUUUUUUAACUCAUUUGUGCUCUUACUUAGGAAGUGAGUGUGCCCCCGGCCCCCGUAUUUUGGUUACAGGAAAAAUUAUGCUACCCUUGACUUUUACCUGAUUCAUAGGGAAUUUAAAAAAGAUACAUUCCUAUAGUUUGAGUUUUGUCAUUUUGCCAUACAUUAAUUACUGGAGUAUCUGGUGGUCUCAGAUAGCCCAAACUAGAGUUGUUAUUAAGUGCUCCAAUCACAUUUAUAUUUAAUAUUAAAAAAAAAUCAUGUACUUUGAAAUAUGUCAAAACAACUCCUGAUACUACACCUGAAUUUGUAGUUCUCUUUGAAGCCUCAUUCAUCUUAGGUAUAGUCAAGACCUAGGAGAGCUUUACAUGUCGUUCCUUUUAUAGUUGUAUUUCUGCAUCUCCCAGUUUCAUUCACUCUUGCUUUAUGGAUU